AAAUAAGACUAUUAGUACGUUUCAAGUGAAUGUUCGUUUCGCAUGAUGAUCCAAGAUUUAAUGCGGAUCUCUUUCAUACACGUUUACCUUUUUUCUUCUCGAAUCAAGAAGGAAUCAACUCUCUCCCUGGCAAUGAACUUGCCAACAUGUUGCUAGUAUACUAGUGACUACGAUACUGGUCACUCCUUUAACUCUUUAUAAACUUACGGUAUCGCGAUUCUCACUGGGUUAAGUGUUUUCAUAGCCAUUUUGUGUUGAAAUAUAAAUAGAAAUAACUUAUUUUUUUAAUGUCUUAGUGAUAACUAGAUACUUUGCUAUUUUUAUAACCAAGUAUUAUUAUAUUUAUGUGAAAAUGCUCUUUAGAUUUGCAAUUUUUGUGGGACUUGGAUCCGUAGUUGCUACCAUCAUUUAUUUGACUCCAAUCCCUGAGCAAACCUUCCUAUCAUGUGAUAGACCCUGUCACCACCUUGACUGGCCCAUGAUUUGUCGAGUGAAACUCAAUUUAGAGCCUUUCUUUACUCUAAGCAAAUCAUGUGGAGACUGUCCAAUCAAUCAAACUGCUUGUUUAGCUGAUCAUUGCAUCACUGCUGAUGGCCAACAUCGAGGUGUUCUUACUGCGAAUCGACAAUUACCAGGACCUAGUAUUCAGGUCUGUGAGAAUGAUAUUCUUGUGGUGGAUGUUGUAAACAGAGUACCAGGAAAAGCAGCAGCGAUACAUUGGCGUGGGCAGAAUCAGAAAGAAACUCCUUGCAUGGAUGGAGUUCCAUUAGUAACCCAGUGCCCUAUUCCAAGUUAUACAACCUUUCAAUACAAAUUCCGAGCAUCUGUACCAGGAACUCACCUUUGGCAUUCACACUCUGGAGCUGACAUAGCAAACGGUAUCUUUGGUUCGCUAAUAGUCAGACAGGCUGAUGCGCGAGAACCGCAUCGAGCUCUUUAUGAUGUUGAUGACCCGGAUCAUGUGUUGCUUGUAUCCCAAUGGCAUCAUUCUAUUGUAACAGAAACUGGAGUACUGGCAAAUAGAAAUAAAAAACCAGCACUUUUACUAAUCAAUGGAAAAGGUCGUCAGCCUAAUGGACCAGAAGUUCCUCUGUCAACAUUUACAGUCUCUGCUGGAAAGAGAUAUAGAUUCCGAUUAGCGCAUGCUGGUGGAGCUAAUGCUUGUCCAAUUACAUUUACAAUUGAAGAUCAUCUUUUAAACUUAAUAGCUCUUGAUGGGAAUCCCGUGAAUCCAGAAAGAGUUGGAUCAAUUACAUUGUCAAGAGGAGAAAGAGUAGACUUUGUUUUAAAAGCAGAUCAAAGUGCUUCGGUUUAUCGAAUUAGUGUUAAUACUAAUAAAAAUUGUGGCUCCAGUUCAAUUUUUGGAUCUGCCUUGUUAAAAUAUACUCGAAAAGGAGAAUUGAAUUCAAAAAAAUAUUAUCAAAGUUUUUCAGGGGAAAAAUCAAGUAAUGAAGUAGAUAUGACAACAAGUCCUGUUGACAAAUGUGGUUCCCCUGAUAAUUUAUGUGUUGGAGACAUUAAAGCUCUCACAAGUUUACCUAGUCCACUUGAUAAUCCUCGAGUAGAUGUUACAAUUUAUCUACCUAUUAAUCGACGGAAACAUCUAACAGAAAACUCUGCUUUAUCGCUUGAUCUAGAGACGAAAGUAAUGAGUAUCAAGAAUGCAACGUUCACAUAUCCAUCUUCUCCAUUAUUGACUCAAGGCUCUGAUGUCCCUGAGGAAAUUCUAUGUACUGAGCAUGACACUAAAACGUCUGGACGAUGUCGUCAACUAAACGGCAUUACUUCUUGUGAAUGCGUCAAUACUCGGAGGAUUCCCUUAGGGUCUUCUGUCGAACUGAUUUUAAUAGAUCAAGCUGGACGAGAUGACCUAGUUUUUCAUCUGCAUGGUUACAGUUUUUACGUCGUAGGAGCUAGAGCAUUUGACCGAGAAAAGAGCUUUGAUGAAAUUAAAGCAAUGGAUGAACAAGGAAUAUUGUUUGCAAGAAAUCUCAUCUCACCAGUAUUGAAAGACACUAUCACAGUUCCUAAAUUUGGUGCAGUUGCUUUACGUUUCAAAGCUGAUAAUCCAGGAUACUGGAUGUUGCGUGACGAGAAUGCACUGGAGUGGACACGAGGUUUAGACGUAAUUUUGCAAGUUGGAGAACCCAGUGACAUGGUACCACCGCCCCAGGACUUCCCCAAAUGUGGAUCAUUUGUUGGACCUGAUUAUUUUCUCAUUUAGACUGAUUUUGUAAUAAUUAAUUAACAAUAAUUAUAUCAAUUAUUGUUAUUAAAUCUAUUAAGUUCAAUUACCUUUUAAACGCUGUAAAUAGUGCUUUUUGAAUACAUAUACAUUUUUAUAUUGUUUAUGUUAAUAUAAUGUUCUCGAUUUGAUAAAUAAAUUUCACAUUUUCUUUGAUUAA
This is a messenger RNA of Chelonus insularis, 2405 nucleotides long. Its product is annotated as laccase-2-like. Bases 353 to 2224 code for a protein of 623 amino acids. Lineage: Eukaryota; Metazoa; Arthropoda; Insecta; Hymenoptera; Braconidae. The transcript is spliced from 8 exons. The record is from RefSeq and is a predicted model, not a curated record. Gene Ontology annotation, molecular function: copper ion binding; oxidoreductase activity.